AUGCAUCUAAUGGGUCUGGACGACUCCGUUGGCGUUGAGGAGAUUGCCGCUGCCAUUGCUAGCGCCGGGGAUUGCCAGGUCCAGGACGUUAAGGUGGGGGACGUUCGCAGGAAUCCUACCGGUGCGGGGGCUUGCUGGGUCCGCGCCCCAAUACGUGCGAUGAAGGCCAUCACCACCGCGGCGAAACUUAAAGUUGGCUGGGUGGUUGUUCGAGCUGAAUUGCUCAGACAGAGACAGCUGCGAUGCUUCCGCUGUCUAGAAGAGGGUCAUGUGCGCGCCCAGUGCACCAAAGCGGAGUGUCGCAGCGGUCUCUGCUAUCGUUGUGGGGAGAGCGGCCACAAGGUGGCCGCUCAUGCGCGUCUGCGCCGCGGUGUGCGGUGUGUGCCUCUAAAAAUAGGCCGGCAGACCACUGGGUGGGAGCGAAGAACUGUUCCCCGCCCAAGGGUAAAGGUGUCGGCAAAUGGUCAGGUCCCAAAGCCCCCAGCCGUGAGAGCGGGCCGAGCAGGAUGGAUUCCGCCCAAUAAGGGUGGCUCCAUCCAAAGCGAUCCGAGGUGGAGGGGUGCAUGGGCGUCUCAGAUCGCCGCAAGGGCCUGA
Messenger RNA from Achroia grisella, 594 nucleotides. RefSeq lists its product as uncharacterized. Bases 1 to 594 code for a protein of 197 amino acids. Lineage: Eukaryota; Metazoa; Arthropoda; Insecta; Lepidoptera; Pyralidae. Gene Ontology annotation, molecular function: nucleic acid binding; zinc ion binding. The record is from RefSeq and is a predicted model, not a curated record. The transcript has a single exon.